CAAUACCUACUUUUCAGGACUAUUUAUAACGAAUACUGAUUUCGCUGGAUUCCAGUUUUCGCACCGCGUCGCCGCGUGUUAAGGAAACAAUUUCGGAAACUAAACAUGCUAUACAUAAAAUAUAAUUAGGUUUCCCCUGUAGGCUACUCGCUGUAACACACAGAUUAAUCAAACUAGGUUAACGCAGUUCGUGUCCCGUCGAUCUGAUAAAUGAUUUCAUUAACCAUAAGUGAAGGCUAGAUUUUCUGUUUGCCCCUCUCAUUUUUCAAAGUGAACCUUAAUUAUAUCACGUGCGAUUAGAAGGUCACAUUGCGACGGCUAGGAGCGUGUUCUCUAUUUCAAGUCAACGACAAAAAGGCAGUUUCUCUUUCUUAAGCGCGGUCAUCCGCGGAACAACGUUAUAGUCCGAGAUUUAAAAAAAAAGCCUCAACAAAGUCUCACAACAACGGGGACAAGGGCCUUUCCAAAGCAGCUUUUUAUAAAGUAGCUAGUGUACGUGAUGUCGUCUAACACAAGUGAAGUAGUAGUUGUAACAGGGUUCGGUCCUUUCAGGAAGUAUUUGAUUAAUCCCAGCUGGCAGGCAGCCCAGGGCCUGAAGGCGACGGGUCUGGGAGAGGGCGUGGAGGUCUACAUUAAGGAGCUGCCAGUGAGCUAUGUCAAAGCGCAGCAGUUAAUUUCCCACAUCUGGGAGACAGUCAGUCCCAAGUUGGCCGUUCACCUGGGGAUCGACCCUGGGACUAAAGCGGUACGGCUGGAACAGAGAGGAAAGAACCAGGGUUACAGAGACCGUGACGUGUGUGGCUUCUGUCCCGAGGGAAACUGCUGUGUAGCGGGAGGUCCAGACAAGGUGGACUCCAUCAUAGACAUGAAGUCGCUCACCAGACUCCUCAACAGCAGCGGGCUGGACGUGAUGUACUCAAGAGACGCCGGAAGAUACCUCUGUGACUUCGUUUACUACCACUCCCUGCUUCUUGGACAGGGGAGAGCGAUCUUCAUUCACGUGCCCGCCUCGGGAAAGCUGGCUGCUCCAGAGAGGCUCGUGCCCCUGCUGCGCGCCGUCAUCAUGGCGAUGCUGCAUCAGCUCGAGGUCUCCUCGAGCCCUGAGUCUGACCAACUCCAGCUGCAAGCAGGCCAAAGUGUGCGCUGAGCCUUUUUUUUGUGGGAUGCAAGAUUUUUAAAACGUCGCACACAU
Messenger RNA from Megalops cyprinoides (Indo-Pacific tarpon), 1192 nucleotides. RefSeq names its product pyroglutamyl-peptidase I like (gene pgpep1l). The transcript has 5 exons. Gene Ontology annotation, biological process: proteolysis. Lineage: Eukaryota; Metazoa; Chordata; Actinopteri; Elopiformes; Megalopidae. Gene Ontology annotation, cellular component: cytosol. The record is from RefSeq and is a predicted model, not a curated record. Gene Ontology annotation, molecular function: pyroglutamyl-peptidase activity. The coding region runs from base 500 to 1147 and encodes 215 amino acids.